UGUCUUCGUCGGUGAGAUUUUGUCGUCGAGGUCUGGCUUUAUAACAGCUCAUUUUUUUUGUCUUCAACUAAGAUGGGGGAUCAUAAUCAUACGGAGCCACAGAUAACUCCAGAAACUCCAGGCAGGCCUUCCAUAAGAAACCCAUUUGAAAGUCCCAAUGACUACCACCAUCUGCRGGAACCUCUGGUUCCGAGCCCCUCUGUCUUCAGAUCAAAGCCUUGCAAGACUACGCCGCCUAAGUUUAACUGGUCGAUUGAUGAAAUGGCUAGUCUUCUACCWGUACACAUAGACCCCGAGGAAAUCCAGCGACAAUCUUUUUACCUCAGCCAGACAAAGAGGGAUUCUGACAUUGAAGAAAAAUGUCAAAAUGCCAUUGAGCAGUUUUUCACCAAAGGAGCCAUCGUGCCUUCACCCUGGGCUGCACCAGAAAGCCGCAGAGCCCCUCACCUGUACAAAAAAAGUCCGAUGUCUGCAAUAUUUUCAGAGGAGACUGAAAAAAAUUCAGUUGCUUGCCAGACAGUCCUUUCACUACCUUUGGCUUUUGAUUUGGAAAAACUACUAGGAGAAUAUUACAAAAACGAGGAGGCAUGUGAUGCAAUGCAGGAGAGCUUGAGUUCCUCCUCCCUGAGACGGAAACUUUUUAUCGAUGGUCAAAUCAGUUACAGCGGCUCUGAUAGCUCUAACCCACCGAGCCCAGAAAGAGCUAAUGCCGGCCUGGAAAGACAAGCUCCCCACAGGGAAGGAGCUGGAACAAGAGCUGAGCGUCCCGGGGCAGACGCUGUACCAUCUGUCUUUUCCUCCCCUUUGUCCUGUGGCAUGUCGGCCCCAACUCCCUCUACGGGUCAGUUUUCAUCCAGUCCUAUACAGCAAGGCCGCUUCAGAGACUGCAGCCUCGGCAGCAUCAGCAGCUCUCUGUUUCCUGAUUGGUCAUCUCCUGCAGGCCACGCCUCUCCAACAAUUUCACCAAUUUUUCUCAAUGUGGCGCGCUCUUCCAUUGACUCAGGUGAAUGGAAACAGCCAAGUAAUUUGACCCCGCACGGAGCUUCGCUGGAUAUCAAUGUCGCUCCCUCUAACGCGAGUCCAUUUGUCGAAGGCUGCUCGCCCAUUCGUAGCUGCUCCCCGCACCAGUCUCACAUYGCAAGACCCAGACCCCGAGUUUGCUGCUGGUCUUCCCCGCCCCUCAUCUCGCCGAUCCUUAACCCGAGGUUCCUCGACAAUCAGGAGGAUGAAGAACACCCGCAUUCGUCUUCCUCCUCAUGCGCUCACCUUUCCAUGGAAUUGGCUCCAACGUCACCUCUGACCCAAGUCGCCCACCCUGUUGCCAAAGAGCUACUUAGUCUGGAUUCCAUUGAAGCUGUGAAAAUGGAGGAGUGUAAAGAGACGGGGAUAAAAAAUAGGCUGGAGGAGGGGGAGGAUGCACCUUCAGAACAACUGACCAGCUCUCGCAUGGGAAAUGCAUCKGCAAUAGAAAGCUCUCAGAUGUUUCUGUCUCUUCUGGCGGAGGGAAGCAGCAUCCCCUAUGACUCYGGCAUGCAGGUGGAUAGCGGUUAUAACACUACGUCRGCAGGCACUGCUAGCCUCAUUGAUGGCCUUGGCUCAGACUGUCAGACCAAAGAGUCUCACAGUUCUAACCUGGUGGAAGAAGGGUUCCUCUUCUCUCGACACAAAGUUAAAUUUUAUCCUCACCAUGGAGUCUCCUGAUUUCUACAUGAAAAGGAACAACUCGUCCAGUGGAAACGCAUAGCUCUGUAAUCAAACACAUAUUUAUACAAUGUUGAAAGAAUCAUAGGUUAAUUUGUACUGAACGGCUGUAAGAAUUUGUUUUGGGUAGAUCUGAGGGUGAUGAGACACCCGACUGAAAAUAAAUGAAUUUGUAUAUUUUAUGAAAAUGGGUAGAACCCGGUUUGUUUUUAAGACUCUGACAUUUUAAGUCUUAGACUGCAUCAUGCAGCAAGUGGCCAGAAGUGAAACCUUUGGAUUUAUUACACUGGUUUACUAAAAGGGAGGAGACUUUUUUAAUGGAUUUUUGCACAUAAAUAUACUUCCUAAGUGCUGUAUUGAUGCCAGUGGCAGAAUCUUGCUUUAUUUUUGGUGCCAACAUGAUUGACAUGAUAAAUCUUCACUUUCAGAUGAAAAUCAAACCUGUACUGUAUUUAUAUUUAUAUAAGCCUGUUUAUUGUGACAAAUUCAUUCACGUUUUCCCUUGCUGUGUAAAUAGUUUUUUUAAAUUCAGGUUACCUGUGGAUCUUAUUAAACAACGCCAUAAGUGAACUAAA
Austrofundulus limnaeus is the source of this 2276-nucleotide messenger RNA. It is a transcript of the gene bora, whose product is annotated as bora aurora kinase A activator. The record is from RefSeq and is a predicted model, not a curated record. Gene Ontology annotation, cellular component: nucleus; cytoplasm. Gene Ontology annotation, molecular function: protein kinase binding. NCBI's taxonomy places the organism in Eukaryota, Metazoa, Chordata, Actinopteri, Cyprinodontiformes, Rivulidae. Gene Ontology annotation, biological process: regulation of mitotic nuclear division; regulation of mitotic spindle organization; activation of protein kinase activity.